AUGGACGAACAACCUAGUAACAGAGGGAAGGACGGUCAGAAGGAUGACAGAGAGAUUAAGUAUAGAGGCGUUCGGAAGCGGCCGUGGGGGAAGUAUGCGGCCGAGAUACGGGACUCAGCCAGGCAAGGAGCCCGAGUUUGGCUAGGUACGUUUAACACGGCAGAGGAGGCGGCUAAAGCUUAUGACAGGGCAGCAUAUACCAUGAGGGGUCAUUUGGCAAUCCUUAACUUCCCGGAAGAGUACAACAUGCCUAUUAGCUCAUCACAUUUCGCCUCGUCUUCGGGUUCAAUGCAGGAUCAGAGAGAUGAAAAUGGAAGACAAGUGUUUGAAUUCGAGUACUUGGAUGACAAGUUGCUGGAAGAACUUCUCAGUUAUGAUAGGAAAGAGCAGUGA
Molecule: messenger RNA, 393 nt
Organism: Fraxinus pennsylvanica
Lineage: Eukaryota; Viridiplantae; Streptophyta; Magnoliopsida; Lamiales; Oleaceae
Source: the annotation of a GenBank genome assembly